UGCUCUAGUGCAAAAAACAUAGUCGUACCCCCCAUCUUUUUGAACACUUUGGUUUCUGUAUGUUUGAGGUGUGCUUUAUCUCUUUCACACAAGUAGGCACACAUAGGCCCCACCGUGACGUCAUCGUCAUAUUCACUCCAUCAAGCAUGACCGUGUCUAUAUGUGCCGACUGUUAGCCGCAUUUCAAUGCUGUGAAUAGAAGAAAGCUUAUUUAGGAAAAUCUUUUAUCAAGAGGCAUACUUACGAAAACUUCACUCCAUAUCGGCUUUGUGGCUGUCCAGAACCUUAUACACCCAGGUUAUUGAAACAAUUAUCUUUUUAGGAAAAUGCAAAACAUGGAUCAUGAUCACGGAUAUGCAUCAUUUGCAUUGCAACCGAGUACCGAAAUGAUGGAACUACGUCCUAUCUAAUGGUUUUUUUCUGCUCUGACGUCAGUUUCAUUGGUCGUGCCCGCUACUCUUAUUAUUCUUGCUUCGACAUUGUUGGCUGUCUCAUCGUCACCACCACCUAUAUUUGUUUCGUCAGAUAUGUUGACCGUUCCAUCGUCACCGCCACCCAUCCGUGAUGUUUGCGGAUCAAUGCCCAGUUCGUCUGCCAAGCCGGGAUCAGCGAUCCUCUUCCGGAACGUCAUUGUUGACCGCUUUAUCGCCAUCACCACCCAUCUGUGAUAUUUCCGGAUCUUUGCCCAGUUCGUCAGCCAAGCCGGGACAGCAAUCCUCUGCCGGAACGUCAUUGUUGACCGCUUCAUCGUCACCAUCAACCAUCCCUGAUGUUUCCGGUACGUUCCUUUUCGAUGGAUCUUUGCCCGGUUCGUCAGCUAUGCCGGGACAGCGAUUCUCUUCCGGAUCGUCAUCCUCAACCAGUCUGCCGUCUUUACCUGAUACUUUUUCAUCAUCCGGUGUACAUGAGUGUGUUAUAACUCGAAAACAAGUGGACAAUCUUAUUAAGCAAUCGAAGCAGACUACGGCUCGAAAUUAUGUUUUACGCAAUGGAUACUAUAGCAGGGACAACAUCACGCAAUGCAGCCAUUACUGCCAUUGAUACAGAAAAGGCAUUAGAAGCAUUUAAUGCUAACUUAGAAGCUAACACGUAUGUGACUGAGAUGCUCAGCUCACUUUUGAAUACAAUAGGUUAUAUAAAAUAUGUUAAAAGAAGACCAAAUAAUAGAUCUAUUGAUUACUAAAGAUGUUUUUCUAAAUGUUGGUCAGGGAUUAGUAAUAAAAAUCCAAAAAUCGCAUUUUUUUUAUCUUGAAAACUUUACGUAAAGUUGCAUAAUUUAAGCAU
Messenger RNA from Anopheles merus, 1284 nucleotides. RefSeq names its product putative protein TPRXL. The transcript has 4 exons. NCBI's taxonomy places the organism in Eukaryota, Metazoa, Arthropoda, Insecta, Diptera, Culicidae. Bases 565 to 1041 code for a protein of 158 amino acids. The record is from RefSeq and is a predicted model, not a curated record.